UAAACAGGCAGGUUAGUUAUACAUGAGGCAGGGCAGCUAUAUACAGGCAGGUUAGUUAUACACGAGGCAGGGCAGCUAUAUACUGGUAGGUUAGUUAUACAUGAGGCAGGGCAGCUAUAAACAGGCAGGUUAGUUAUACAUGAGGCAGGGCAGCUAUAUACAGGCAGGUUAGUUAUACACGAGGCAGGGCAGCUAUAUACUGGUAGGUUAGUUAUACAUGAGGCAGGGCAGCUAUAUAUAAGGCAGGAUAGUUAUAUACAGACAGGUUAUAUAUGAGGCAGGGCAGCUGUAUACAGGCAGGGUAGGUAGAUAUAUAUGAGGCAGGAUAGUUAUAUAUGAGGAAGGAUAGCUAUAUAUAGGGCAGGAGAGUUAUAUCUGAGGCUGGGUUGUUACAUCUGAGGAAGGGUAGCUAUAUAUGGGGCAGGAGAGUUAUAUCUGAGGUAGGGUAGUUGUAUAGGAGGCAGGGAGGGUAGCAAUAUAGGACACUGGUUGGAAAACCUCAUGUAGGAGUGAGUAAAUUAAGGUGUAUUACAUUGCAGCUCAUUACAAUGGGGAUGAGUCUCGGGCAAUUCUUGGUAGAACAGACUGCUAGUUUGGGGGUAAUAUAUCUACGCCAGUAGUUACAUUUUAACAAAUUUAGAAACAAAACAUUUUAAGUAAUAACAUUUUAAAAAUGCCACCCUGCGUCCCCCAUCAGAUAGAUUUUAUUGAGGAGCCGCAGUCCUUUGAUUACAGUGAGUUCUUUAAUAAGUAUUUGCUGACCAACUCGCCGUGCCUCUUCUCUGCUAAGUUUACCCAACACUGGGGGAGCCGGAAGACUUGGGUCACUGAAGAGAACAAGCCCAACUGGGAUCAUCUGCUUGAGAAUUUUGGGAAUGCAAUAGUUCCUGUAGCAAACUGCAAUGUUAAAGAAUACAACUCCAAUCCGAAAGAACAAAUUCCACUCCGUGACUUCAUCAGUUACUGGCGAGACUAUGCUGAGCAUAACUGUUGUUCCCCCAGAGGAUGCCUGUAUCUAAAAGACUGGCAUAUGCGCAGGGAGUUCCCAGAGCAGAAUGUCUAUGAAACUCCAGAGUACUUUGCUUCAGACUGGUUGAAUGAAUAUUGGGAUGCCAUUGAUGGAGAUGAUUACCGCUUUGUCUACAUGGGACCGAAAGGUUCUUGGACUCCUUUCCACGCCGAUGUAUUUCGGUCCUACAGUUGGUCAGCCAAUGUGUGUGGUAGGAAGAAAUGGCUGCUUUUCCCUCCUGGGCAAGAGGAACAUCUCAGAGAUUCCCACGGGAACUUGCCCUAUGAUGUGACCUCCGCCGGCCUUAGAGACCCCAUCCAGUAUCCACACUUGAGCCAAUGCUGCCGGCCUAGUGAGGUCAUUCAGGAAGCGGGUCAGGUGAUCUUUAUCCCCAGCGGGUGGCACCAUCAAGUCUAUAACCUGGAGGAUACCAUAUCUAUAAACCACAAUUGGAUCAAUGGCUGCAAUGUGUCUGCCAUGUGGAAUUUCCUGCAAGCGGAGUUGUUUUCUGUUCAGAAAGAGAUUGGUGAAUGGAGAGAAACGAUGGACGAUUGGCACCUUCACUGCCAGGUUAUCAUGAAAUCCUGCACCGGAAUCGACUAUAAGGAGUUUUAUACCUUCCUCAGGAUCAUUGCAGAGAGCAGACUGCGCGCUUUGGAUAGUCUUACAGAGGGCACGGUCAGUGGAACGUGUGCCACCAACAUGGCAGUGACUCACCCAAAGGGGCGCCCACACACUGUGUUUGAUCUGAAAACAGUAGCAGAUGUUUUGUCCCUGCUCAUCAGUAACCCAGACUUUCAAAAUCUGGAUCAGGCAUCAUUGUCUCCACGGCCCUGUGCCCUCCUCCAGCGCUUGGAAACAGUCCUUACCCAGAAUUCCCAGGUUGGCUUGGUUUUCUUACAAAUACCCAAUUCGGUUACUGAUGGAGUCCCGUAGUAACUGGGGAUGCACUGAAUCCAGGAUUUGGUUCGGGAUUUGGCCUUUUUCAACAGGAUUCGGAUUCGACCGAAUCCAUUUCUCAGGCCGAACUAAAGGAAUACUGUCAUGGGAAACAUGUUUAUUUCAAAACCCAUCAGUUAAUAGAGCUUCUCCAGCAGAAUCCUGCAUUGUAAUCUGUUUUUCCCAUGGGGCUAGCCAUAUUCUUCAUUUCCCAGGGUGCCACAGCCAUGUGACCUGUGCUCUGAUAAACUUCAGUCAGGAUUCCAUUCGGUAUUUGCCCGAAUCUUUCACAAAGGAUUCGGGGUUCAGCCACAUCUAAAAUAAUGGAUUUGAUGCAUCCCUAAUAGUAACGGGCAAUGUUUGCUCUACCCCCGAGACCCAUAGCAACCAGUCAUCAGUUUAAUUGUUGUGUUUGCAUUUUUACUGUGCUUUUCCAGAAAAUCUUAUAAUGUUACAACCUGGACAAUAAUUCAGCAUUGUUGAAAACCAGCAGCAGCAGCUACUGCCACCAAGGAGUGAAAUCCAGGGGUAAAGUUUGGUAAUGAAAACAAACAUAUGUCUGUUUUAUAACCCCAUUUUAUUGUUUGACUGUAUUUAUGAAGGUGUGAAUAAAAUUAUUUUUUUGUA
Messenger RNA from Xenopus tropicalis (tropical clawed frog), 2575 nucleotides. It is a transcript of the gene jmjd4, whose product is annotated as jumonji domain containing 4. Bases 674 to 1945 code for a protein of 423 amino acids. The transcript has 6 exons. Gene Ontology annotation, molecular function: 2-oxoglutarate-dependent dioxygenase activity; metal ion binding; catalytic activity, acting on a protein. Gene Ontology annotation, biological process: regulation of gene expression. The record is from RefSeq and is a predicted model, not a curated record. NCBI's taxonomy places the organism in Eukaryota, Metazoa, Chordata, Amphibia, Anura, Pipidae.